Molecule: messenger RNA, 1750 nt
Organism: Lynx canadensis (Canada lynx)
Lineage: Eukaryota; Metazoa; Chordata; Mammalia; Carnivora; Felidae
Gene: PTH1R
Product: parathyroid hormone 1 receptor
Biological process (GO): cell surface receptor signaling pathway; adenylate cyclase-activating G protein-coupled receptor signaling pathway; intracellular calcium ion homeostasis
Cellular component (GO): plasma membrane
Molecular function (GO): peptide hormone binding; parathyroid hormone receptor activity; G protein-coupled peptide receptor activity
Source: RefSeq, a predicted model, not a curated record
GAUGGGGGCCGCCCGGAUCGCGCCCGGCCUGGCGCUCCUGCUCUGCUGCCCGGUGCUCAGCUCCGCAUACGCACUGGUGGAUGCAGAUGACGUCAUGACCAAAGAGGAGCAGAUCUUCCUGCUGCACCGUGCCCAGGCCCAAUGCCAGAAGCGGCUCAAAGAAGUCCUGCAGAGGCCAGCUGACAUAAUGGAAUCAGACAAAGGAUGGGCAUCUGCAUCCACAUCAGGAAGCCUAAGAAAGACAAGGCACUCUGGGAAGCUAUACCCUGAGUCCGAGGAGGACAAGGAAGGCUCCCAUGGCCAGCAGGCGCCGAGGGGCCCCUGCCUGCCCGAGUGGGACCACAUCCUUUGCUGGCCGCUGGGGGCACCAGGUGAGGUGGUGGCCGUGCCCUGUCCCGACUACAUUUAUGACUUCAAUCACAAAGGCCAUGCCUACCGUCGCUGUGACCGCAAUGGCAGCUGGGAACUGGUGCCUGGGCACAACCGGACAUGGGCCAACUACAGCGAGUGUGUCAAGUUCCUGACCAAUGAGACUCGUGAACGGGAGGUGUUUGACCGCCUGGGCAUGAUCUACACCGUGGGCUACUCUGUCUCCCUGGCCUCCCUCACCGUGGCUGUGCUCAUCUUGGCGUACUUCAGGAGGCUGCACUGCACGCGCAACUACAUCCACAUGCACCUAUUCCUGUCCUUCAUGCUUCGCGCCGUGAGCAUCUUCGUCAAGGACGCGGUGCUCUACUCGGGGGCCACGCUCGAUGAGGCCGAGCGCCUCACCGAGGAAGAGCUGCGCGCCAUCGCCCAGGCGCCCCCCGCCGCCCGCCGCUGCCGCCGCCGGCUACGGGGCUGCAGGGUAGCUGUGACCUUCCUUACUUCCUGCCACCAACUACUAUGGAUUCUGGUGGAGGGGCUGUACCUGCAUAGCCUCAUCUUCAUGGCCUUCUUCUCGAGAAGAAGUAUCUGUGGGCUUCACGUCUUCGGCUGGGGUCUGCCCGCCAUCUUCGUGGCCGUGUGGGUCAGUGUGACAGCCCUGGCCAACACCGGGUGCUGGGACUUGAGCUCCGGGAACAAGAAGUGGAUCAUCCAGGUGCCCAUCCUGGCCUCCAUCGUGCUCAACUUCAUCCUCUUUAUCAACAUCGUCCGGGUGCUGGCCACCAAGCUGCGGGAGAACCAAUGCCGGGGUGCGACACGCGGCAGCAGUCGGAAGCUGCUCAAAUCCACGCUGGUGCUCAUGCCGCUCUUUGGCGUCCACUACAUCGUCUUCAUGGCCACGCCGUACACCGAGGUCUCAGGGACGCUCUGGCAAGUCCAGAUGCACUACGAGAUGCUCUUCAACUCCUUCCAGGGAUUUUUUGUCGCCAUCAUAUAUGUUUUCUGCAACGGCGAGGUACAGGCUGAGAUCAAGAAUCCUGGAGCCGCCUGGACACUGGCACUGGCCUUCAAGCGGAAGGCACGCAGCGGAAGCAGCAGCUACAGUCGGCCGAUGGUGUCUCACACGAGUGGUUGACAAACGUGGCCCCCGCACGGACUCGGCCUGCCCCUCAGCCCCCGCCUGCUGCCCGCCCCACCACCAACGCACCCCCCGCUCCCCGGCCACACCAAACCGGGGCCCCCCUUCCAGGCCACACCACCUGCCGUGGCUGCUCCCAAGGACGAUGGGUUCCUCAAUGGCUCCUGUUCGGGGCUGGACGAGGAGGCCUCUGCGCCGGAGCGGCCACCUGCCCUACUGCAGGAGGAGUGGGAGACAGUCAUGUGA